Messenger RNA from Pseudophryne corroboree (corroboree frog), 4039 nucleotides. It is a transcript of the gene ACSS3, whose product is annotated as acyl-CoA synthetase short chain family member 3. Lineage: Eukaryota; Metazoa; Chordata; Amphibia; Anura; Myobatrachidae. Gene Ontology annotation, cellular component: mitochondrial matrix. The coding region runs from base 490 to 2634 and encodes 714 amino acids. Gene Ontology annotation, molecular function: propionate-CoA ligase activity. The transcript is spliced from 17 exons. The record is from RefSeq and is a predicted model, not a curated record.
CGCCCCCCCCUACGUCUCCACUCCUGCAGAGUCUCCUCGAGAAAUUUAAAGUAGGCAAAUAUGCCAUAAGCUUUUGAAAAGGAAUAUUAUCUUGGCUUUCUAAAUUACCCAAGGGACGCUGAAGGAAUCUGGAAGCACUGUGCUAGAUUAACUCUUUCCUGCCUUUAAAGUCCUGCGUGUGCAGUAGUAUGGAAAUCAGUGUUCCUUCUGUACUGAAGAAGUUUCUAUCCUGCCUCUCCUCAUCACGGCAACACCCCUAACAAUUGAUUAAGGAGGUGAAGAAUCUAAGAAAAACAACUAUUCAAUGGUCAACUGUAUUCUGGUCUGGCUCAUAGGGAAACCCGUCCAGGAUCAGGAGAGUCCUCCCUGGGAGAGCGCGUCUGUGAGGAUUGGAUCCAGUGCUGGCUUUCUGUCUCUCACUAAGUACAUACGCCUGCUGCCAGAUUAGUCUACUGCAAGCGUUUUGUUUGUUUUCACUUUGUUACAAAAAUGUACAUUGGUGUCAGACGUCUGUCCCAGCAUGGCUGCAGGCACGGGGAGCUGAGGCACAGCGCUCUUCCUGGCGGGCGGUCCGCCCGCGGUACAGCUCUACAGGCGCAACCCCUCUCUGUGCAGCAUGCCUGGAGGACUGCUCAGCUGCGUGACCUGGGGAUCAGGAACCAGCACCAGCCUGCUGCCCCCGCCGCACACCUCACCUGCAGCAGCCGGGCAUCAUACUCUACCCUGUGCGGAGACAGCACCACCCCGGGUACCUACCAUCAUGUCUUCCAGUCCUCUGUCCAACACCCUGAGCAGGUCUGGGGUGCAGCAGCUGAGGACAUUACAUGGUUUAAGCCAUGGACCAGAGUUAUGGACAACUCCAAUCCUCCAUUCACAAAAUGGUUUACUGGAGGAGAACUUAAUGUUUGUUACAAUGCUCUUGAUCGUCACGUAGAAAAUGGACGAGGAGAUGACGUUGCUGUUAUCCACGACAGUCCUGUUACAGACAGCAAGCAAACUAUUACUUACAAAGAGAUUUAUGAACAGGUAUCCAGGCUAGCUGGUGUCAUGACAAAGUAUGGAGUCAGAAAAGGAGAUAGAGUUGUCAUAUAUAUGCCGAUGAUACCACAAGCAAUGUAUACGAUGUUGGCAUGUGCAAGAAUUGGAGCUGUACAUAGUCUUAUAUUUGGAGGCUUUGCACCCAAGGAGUUAUCUGUGCGCAUCGAUCAUGCAAAGCCCAAGUUAAUUGUUACCGCAUCAUUUGGUGUAGAACCGGGCAGGAGAGUGGAGUACAUUCCUCUUGUAGAGAAAGCUCUAGAAUUGGUUAGUCACAAACCAGAGAAAGUUCUAAUUUAUAGCCGGCCCAGCAUGGAACAAGCACAUCUAACUUCUGGGCGCCAUAUGGACUGGACAGAAGAGAUUGCAAAGGCCAGUCCACAUGACUGUAUUCCUGUGCCUUCUGGUCAUCCUCUGUAUGUUCUCUAUACGUCUGGUACAACAGGACUGCCAAAGGGUGUUGUGAGAUGUACAGCUGGGUAUGCUGUGAUGCUGAACUGGACCAUGUCGGCUAUUUAUGGCUUGAAACCGGGUGAGGUAUGGUGGGCUGCUUCUGAUUUGGGAUGGGUGGUCGGCCAUUCGUAUAUUUGUUAUGGACCACUAUUGCAUGGUAACACGUCAGUGUUAUAUGAGGGAAAACCAGUUGGAACACCAGAUGCAUCUGCAUAUUUCCGUGUGUUAUCGGAGCAUGGAGUGGCAGCCAUGUUUACUGCACCAACUGCAAUUAGAGCCAUACGUCAGCAAGAUCCACAGGCUGCAUUAGGACAGCAGUACCCUUUAACAAAAUUCCGCACUCUGUUUGUUGCUGGAGAACGUUGUGAUUUGGAAACGUUGGAAUGGUCCAAGAAAACCUUCAAAGUUCCGGUGCUAGAUCACUGGUGGCAAACAGAAACUGGAUCUCCUAUUACUGCGACAUGUAUUGGGCUUGGAAAUUCCUUGAAACCCCCCGCAGGACAAGCAGGCAAGCCUGUUCCAGGAUAUAAUGUCAAAAUAUUGGACAGCCACAUGCAAGAGGUCAAGCCAAACACAUUGGGAAAUAUUGUAGUCAAGUUACCUUUGCCUCCUGGGGCAUUUUCCACUCUUUGGGAGAAUGAAGAAAUGUUUAAAAAACUGUAUUUCAAAAAGUUUCCAGGAUACUAUGAUACCAUGGAUGCAGGCUAUAUGGAUGAAGAUGGCUAUGUGUAUGUCCUGUCACGGGUUGAUGAUGUCAUUAAUGUUGCGGGACACAGGCUCUCUGCGGGGGCGAUAGAAGAGUCCGUAUUACUGCACAAGUCUGUGGCAGAUUGUGCUGUGGUCGGCUUGGAUGAUCCAUUGAAAGGACAUGUUCCUUUGGCACUCUGUGUGCUGCAGAAUGGAGUGGUAAAAGGAGAAGAGAAAAUAGCCGAGGAAAUUGUGUUGCUAGUCAGAGAACAUAUCGGACCAGUUGCAGCUUUCAGGAAAGUGAUUGUUGUAAAUCAGCUGCCCAAAACACGUUCCGGCAAGAUACCCCGCUCCACUCUAUCUGCACUUGUUAAUGGCAAGCCCUACAAGGUUGGUUCAACCAUCGAGGAUCCCAGUGUAUUUAAAGUGAUAGAAGAAGCAGUAAAAGCAAGCUUAUGAUACUGUAACGAAGUCCCAGUAUGUACUGGAAAUAGGGCUCCUUCUGUUUCUAUGUUUUUUUUCAGACAAUAGAUUUGUUAAUUGGUUUAUACGGUUGUAUAUUUCCCCUGUGCUAUGCCAUGUUGCAGAUGAAAGAUUUACCAUUUUUAAAUAGUGAAAUGUAACUAGUUUUUUAAUGUUUAGGGUCAUCACAAUUGAAAAUUGGGGGGUAAACAAAUACUUUAAAAUAAACAUGGGGGGGGGGUAUGCAAUGUUUCACAGUCUAUCCAAUUUGGUCACCUGUAAAAACUCACAAGCUCAGUGACAUCUGUGUGUGUUUUUUGGGCAGAAACAGCAUUUCCGGGGAUUUGGUUUUGCCUGGAUUUGUGGCCCCAGCAUUAUGUUUUGCUGUUUAUAUGCAGCAAUGUUGUACUUCCACAAUCGCCGGCUACAGCAGUAUUGCACACUGUGGGCGGCAUUCAAUUCUUUUCACCCCCUUCCACACCCGUUCUGUUUCUGCUGACAGGCGUGGUAUAAUAAUUUCUGCUCGCUACCCCCGGAGUAGCAAGGGCACCCAACCCUUUACGCAGCUAAACCUGAUUACUAUGGGGCAAUAUGCAUGAUAACGGGGAUCAUUUUAGAAAGGAGAUUGGGUGUGAUAUAUCAUUUGAAUACUACCCUGUGUGUUUUCCCUGAUGUGUAGUUGCGGUACACCUUUGAAGUUGAUGUACGUGAAAAUCAAUUUCAUUACGAUUUUGGAGAUGAAGUGACCCAUAUCUCUGACACCUACUAUCGAUCAUGAUUUGCUGCCACCUCCACUGAGAAUUAUACAACUGAUUGUGGAGAUAGCUGCCUAGAUAUAAUCCUUUAUUUGCGGAAGACACCAUUUAAUGCAGGGGUGUGGUGGCACGACCUUGGGGGGGGGGGGGAGGGGCGGUAUUCUCUCUAGCAAAGUACAUCUGCACAUGCACUGAUGUAUAGUACACAUACUAAACAUUCACUAGUCCUACAAUAACUACCUGUACACAUUUAGCAUAUGUUUGGUUAUGUUAUGAUGUGCUCAACUGCAAGCCUCUAUGCUCCACAGCACGUAUCAUCCACGUUUUCUCCUGCAUGGAAAGAUGAAUGGAUGGGGGAUGCCUGUAUGAUUGCUGCUAGGUUGUUGUCUGUGUCACAAGUAGUGAGGCUACAGUACAAACCUUACUGCGUUAAGUGUGUAUCUUGGCUGAUACAGGUUGUGUGUCUAAGGUGGCAGUAACACACUGUAAAUACCACUCUAAUUGCAGCCUAUUACAUUUGUUACUGAUAUAAAGCUGAAAUACACAGGUGCUACAUUUCUAUAGUCCCUUGUCAGUUUGAUGGAAAAUUAUAUAUUUUUCUGUAUAUUUUUAUUAAGGUAUAAUACAUCCUGAUGCUUUGUACUGUA